Manihot esculenta (cassava) is the source of this 974-nucleotide messenger RNA. RefSeq names its product protein SOB FIVE-LIKE 1. Gene Ontology annotation, biological process: cytokinin biosynthetic process. The coding region runs from base 331 to 786 and encodes 151 amino acids. NCBI's taxonomy places the organism in Eukaryota, Viridiplantae, Streptophyta, Magnoliopsida, Malpighiales, Euphorbiaceae. The record is from RefSeq and is a predicted model, not a curated record. The transcript has a single exon.
CAGGGUUGUGAGACUUACCACCUCCCCUCCUGCCUCCUACACAUUAAAGCUAAAGUGGGUCUUCGUAGCUUUCAAAUUUUCAGAUGAGUAUAUCUGUCCUUUGUGUCAAAAAAAAAAAAAAAAAAAAAGUCUAGUUCAGAAAGAUAAAGGCGUAAUUAAGUGUUUCUUUUUCCUCCAUUCUUUUUUUCCCAGGUGUCUAAAUACAGCUCUCUGCAGUAUUUUAUUUAAGAACCUACAGUCUUCUUGUCUGUUCAUUCUCUUGCAAUAUCCCCCCUUUCUUUCUUUAUAAGAGUUUCUGCUCUCUCUCUUUCUUGCUUAAUUAGUACAGUAAUGGAGUCUUCCCAACUAUUUGGAGGAGCAGAAGAGUGUCACAGCAGUGAAUCUGGAUGGACUAUGUAUCUUGGAUCCCACAUACAUGGUGAUGAUGAUGAUAAUCAACACAGCUAUGAAAAGGAUGAUGAUGAUGAUGAUGAUUAUGAUGGAGGUAAUGGUAAAAAUUACUAUCAUGAAGAUGACAGCGAUGAUUCUAUGGCUUCUGAUGCUUCUUCAGGUCCAAGUAAUCAAGGCACUGAUUUCAAGCUCCAGAAAGAUGUUAAUGGAAAGUAUUACUCCCAGAGGAAACCUAACAACAAACAAGUGGAGAAGCAGCUGCAAAAAUCUGAAAGGAGGAGAAAGGAGGAUAAGAACAAAGAUGAAGAAGUAAGGGCUAAUAAUAAAACUACUCCAACUCAAAGUACUUCCAAGGUAAGAAAAAGCAUAAGCAGCUGGAUGGGAAAAAGAAAAUAGCUGCCUAGCUAGUAUAUGGUUUUUCUUCUUUCUACUACUAGUGAGUGGUUUGCUUUUGCAGAAUAUGCAUGUAGCUAGCUUUGGCUGAACUUAUUAUAACUAUGUUUUUUAAUUAUUGUGCUUCUCUAGAUUUUCUUAUAAUAUUGUAGGAGUUGAAUCGAGAAAUAUAAUGAUCAGAUUUCCAUUGA